GGAUUAUUGCGUGCAGCAGCUACCUGGGAACAAGAUGAUUAAUCAGACUUCCCCUCAAUCCUUCAAUGUCUGGUCUCAGCACAAAAGCCAGAUCCGGAUAGAAACUCACAGUCAACCCGCUGUCACAUUCAGGCCGAACCAGUGCCUGCAUUCCUAUAAGCUUCAUGUUCUCUGAACUCCCCCCCUUGACUGCUCUGAACAUACCUCCCUUGACCUCAACCAUGGCCUCCGCGAACAAGACUCUCCUAGUCAUUGGCGCAGGACCGGGCAUCGGCCGCGCAGUGGCUACAAUGUUCGCGUCCAAGCGCCACGACAACAUCGUGCUUGUCGCGCGGCGCGCCGAACAGCUGAAGGCAGAGCAGUCUGCCGUCGAAGCGGCUCUUAGCAGCAGCGGCAAAGCUGGAAAGGUAAAGAUCAGGACGUACGCCGUCGACAUUACGCACACGGCAGCCUUGCUCAGGGCUCUUGAUGACGCCGAUGCCGCCUUUGGCAAACCCGAGUGCGUCUUCUUCAACGCGGCGCGGGUGUUGCCCUCAACCCUGAUGGAGCAUGACGUCGAGGAGAUUGAGUACGACCUGAAGAUUACCGUCUCAGCCCUAUACAUCGUAGCGCAGCGGUACAUGCCGCAUCUGCUCGAGCUUGCCACCAGCUACCCCAACAAGCCUGGGCUGAUCGUGACUAGCUCGGCGCUGCCGUUCGAGCCCAUCCCGGAGCUCUUCGCGUUGUCGCUGACCAAGGCUGCGCAAUUCAACCUCAUGCGGAGCAUGCAUAUGACAUACGCUCCGCGCGGCGUCCAUGUUGGGGUCAUUAACGUCGGUGGCAUGGUCAGCGAGGACCACGAGCGGUUCAACCCGGCUAAUAUUGCGGAUAAGACGUGGGAGUGGUAUGCUGAUGCCCAGCCGGAGGUAAACAGAUUCGAGCUUGUUAUUUAAAUUUGAAAAUGUCCGGUCUGGGGGAUUGGUAGAUCGGUUAGCCUUGUUUACCUGGCUCAGUAAGGUAGUUACCAUAUAUAUCUACUUACGGUCUAACCUGCAUAUAACGAUUGGCCCGGG
This is a messenger RNA of Canariomyces notabilis, 1052 nucleotides long. RefSeq names its product NAD(P)-binding protein. Lineage: Eukaryota; Fungi; Ascomycota; Sordariomycetes; Sordariales; Chaetomiaceae. The record is from RefSeq and is a predicted model, not a curated record. The coding region runs from base 222 to 932 and encodes 236 amino acids. The transcript has 2 exons.